Messenger RNA from Pyricularia pennisetigena, 1797 nucleotides. RefSeq lists its product as uncharacterized. NCBI's taxonomy places the organism in Eukaryota, Fungi, Ascomycota, Sordariomycetes, Magnaporthales, Pyriculariaceae. The coding region runs from base 1 to 1797 and encodes 598 amino acids. The record is from RefSeq and is a predicted model, not a curated record. The transcript has 2 exons.
AUGCCCGCCAAGUUGAAGCCAUUGCUGUUGCCUCAGAUGGUAGAGGACCGUCGCAAGGCCGUACGGGAGGUCGACCAAACCUUUUUUUACCUGCAAGACAACAUUUCGUCCUCGGAGAUGGCGUCGCCAGUCACCCCGACCUUCUCCCAGCGCGAUGGACACAUGCAGCAAUACUCGAGCUCGACAUCUUCACUCGAGCUGUCUGCCUCGUACUGCUCCGACAGUUCCGUAUCCCCCGCAGCCCUCGCUCAAGUAGCCACUCAGAUGCUCAACCAAAACAUUCUUCCGACGGCCAGCACGAGCUCAAGCGCAAACACCAGCGCCAGCACGAGUGCCACUGCUACCAAGACACCGACACCUAAGCGAUCACUGCCGGAUGUUCAGGAGGAGCCGUUUGAGAGGGAUGGCGACGACACUCGCUUGCCAGAGCCUUUCGAUUUCCCCGAGUCGUUGGACAUUGACGAUGCCUACUGUUUGUGCAGCGAGGCCUGUGAGCAUCACAGGCCCUCCCUUCCCCAUAGCGCCUCGAUGCCCAUUGACGAAACAGAUCACGAAAUGGAUUUCAUGAGCGAUAGCGAUUAUCCUUAUGCUACCAUCAGGAGGCAACGCGGUCGCAGCGGUGGCAAUGACUCACCACUCUCUGGCUUGACCUCGAGGAUUCGCCUUCCCAGCCUCUCUAGGUGGAGAUCUACAGAGCGGCGAACAGCAGCUUCUUCCCUAAGCUUUAGUCCUGCCUCCGAAACCACUCUUGAUUACCGACCAUCGAUGUCGAUUGGGCCCUCGAGCCGGUCAUCUUCUGUCUCCCGAGGGCGACGACCAACUCUGGACCGUACCUUCGAACCUCCAUUGCCCCCGACACCAGCUCUAUCAUUCUAUGAAAGCUCGGCCACCUCUCGCGACAGCAUUUCGGUUCCUACGCCCUUGGAUAUUGAAGCCGCCAACGAGCUUGGCAGGAGCUUAGAACGGGAACGUGCCAUGGCAACAACUCCCCUACUUCCACCUCUCAUCACCAAGCCGCCACCUUCUACUGCACCCUCUGCGCCUCAGUCUCCUCUCGAGUUUCCCAAGAUUGAACCAUACCAACAAACUACCUUCAGCUCUCCCGAGCUGAGCCUUAGCUCGCCACAGUAUUUCCCCGCCCCGGCGCUCAGCACGAAGCCUUCGAUAUCGUCUUUCCGCCACUACCAAAGCUCUAGCAUAUCUGCCCCUGCCACUGCAUGCCCUUCAGAGGUUUCUAGCCCCAUGUACAACCUAGGCCUUGAGCUGCAGCAGCCCGACUCUUGGUCAGACAGGUUAGGUCACGCAAACUUCACCAUCUUGCCAAAGCCGUAUGUUCCGCAAGAGGUUUCGGACCUGGCUGUUUUGGAGACACUGCGUGCGGAUUGGAAUCAGGCGCGAAUCAACUUCACAAAGCACCUGGUGCGCACUGGAGAGCAUUAUGGGGCAACCUCGAAAACCUAUCAGCUCACCGAAGCGAAGUGGGCCGAGAUUGAGUUGGAAUGGCGCCUUGCCCACGAUACUGUCGUGGCACGAUUUUCUGCCAUGUGCAACGGUAACGGAGACACAUCGGAAGCCCUGAGGUGGCGCCACCAGCAGGAGGAUGUUACCCUCCCCUCAACCGUGCCAGUCAUGCUCGAUGGCGAGGGCGGCAAGUUUCCCGCCAUGGGCGAUGAAGAUAUUGUUGGUCCAAUGAUCCGCGAUGCUGCCAUGUCUCGAGAACUCUCACCUUCACGUCAAGGUGGCGCCUCGAGGUUUUGGAGGAGCAUCGUCGGGCGGGUCAACGCCAUGAAGAAGUAA